AUGAGUGGAGUUGACAAGGGAACUGAUCCCAAUGGCACCUAUAGUCCUCCUCCUCGUGACGUUGUCUUAAAUCACUUCAGCCAUCGUCAUCCAUUGCUGCGAUUGCACCUUCGAGAGAGUGAAGGAAUCAAUUGCACCUUUUGCAAUAUCAGUAUCUCUGGUUGGGCUUAUGCUUGUGAGAAGCAUUGUGGUUAUUACCUUCAUGAGGUGUGUAGUAACUUCCCAAGAGAAAUUCACCAUGAUUUUCAUCCCGGCUAUGACCACACUCUUAAUCUUAGGCCGUUUCAGUUGGCCAACAACGAUGAGAAGUUUCAUUGCGCUGUGUGUGGUGAUGAUGAUUCUGUUCAUUCUCUAUUCCAGUCAUACUAUGGCUGCGAGUCGUGCAAUUUCAAUCUUCAUGUUGAAUGUGCUUCUGUACCUAUAGAUUUAUCUCGUAAUGUGAAAUAUCUGCUUCAUCUGUUUGUUUCAUUCCCAAUAACCAGUGAGGCUGCUACUAUCAUUUGUUCAAUUUGUGCUAAAGAUGUUCCCAGUACCGGAUGCUGGCUAUUUUACAACCAUGAGCAUGAUUAUCUCUGUCACUUCAAUUGUGCUGCUGUAUCAGAAUAUGGAAUGGAGAAUCAUUCUAUGGGGUACUUUUGCAGUGAUUGCAAUUACUUUAUCGAAAAGAUUUGCUUCUCGGUUCCAUUCAUGAUUCGACAUAUGUCUCAUCCUCAACACCCUCUCAAGUUAACUUGUUACUUGGAUUAUCAAAAUGAGAAUGUCAAUUGCUUGGGCUGCCAAGGUGGAUUCCAAAAUGGUCGUAGCAGGGCCUACUAUUGCGCUCCAUGCAAAUUAAUUAUAAAUCACCAGUGUGCUGGAGCUCCCAAGACCUUGACUCUGGCAGACAAUGUCUCUUACGAGCUCUUCUUUGAAUUCCCCUUUAAGCAAGAGAAUGCAGAGAUCAAGUGCAACAUUUGUUCCAAGAAAGUGGUGACCAAAGAUGGAAUGUUAUACUAUAGUUUGAAGCGUGAUGAAGCUUUGCACGUUGUUUGUGCCCUGAAAAGUGAAUCCAACAAUGAUGUGACCAAGAUGGACAGGUUAUCAGUUCAUCGUUAA
Molecule: messenger RNA, 1095 nt
Organism: Solanum tuberosum (potato)
Lineage: Eukaryota; Viridiplantae; Streptophyta; Magnoliopsida; Solanales; Solanaceae
Exons: 3
Coding region: 1-1095 (364 amino acids)
Source: RefSeq, a predicted model, not a curated record